Molecule: messenger RNA, 5745 nt
Organism: Girardinichthys multiradiatus
Lineage: Eukaryota; Metazoa; Chordata; Actinopteri; Cyprinodontiformes; Goodeidae
Gene: mcf2la
Product: mcf.2 cell line derived transforming sequence-like a
Exons: 33
Coding region: 124-3708 (1194 amino acids)
Biological process (GO): intracellular signal transduction; positive regulation of Rho protein signal transduction
Cellular component (GO): cytoplasm; extrinsic component of membrane
Molecular function (GO): protein binding; guanyl-nucleotide exchange factor activity
Source: RefSeq, a predicted model, not a curated record
GACAGUUCAGUAAGCAGCUGAAAUCCUCUGCUGCGGCAGUAUGGACAGCCUUAACUUCCACCGGGAUGUUCUCUGACAGAAACUUUCGAUGCUUUCAAGUCUCUUUUAGCUCAGUGUGUGUGCAUGAGAGGGCAUGCGUGUGGCUGCAGAACAAUGGCUCUAAACAGAGUAUCUCAACUGUGCCAUGAAAUCACCAGGCUGUGGCUGCAGCUGAAGAUGAUAACAGAUGACAUCCUGCAGAAGGGAGAUGGUCCUCUGUUAGCGGCUCAAAUUGGCUCUGAACUCCAGAAACAGUUCGCCAUCCUGCCAGGGGGCCGCGGGAUCAACGGCCACCCCGUCAUCUUCCUCCCAGAGUUCCCAGCGUUCGGCGAGCUGCCGGAAGCGGAGCUCCAGAAUGUGCUCCACUACCUCACAAGUGUCCCCAGCGUCACAGCGUCUGGUGUGGGCUUCAUCCUGAUCAUCGACAGACGGCUGGACCGAUGGGCCGCCGUCAGAGCCACCCUGCUUCGCAUCGCAGGUUCAUUUCCAGGGAACUUGCACUUGGUUCUGGUGUUGCGUCCCAAUACUUUGUUCCAGCGGACUCUCUCGGACUUCCUGUUCAAGUUCAACAGGGAUGAGUUCAAAAUGAAGGUGGUGAUGCUGAGUACAGUGACUGAGCUCCAUGCUUAUAUCGACCCGGGACAACUGACCACAGAGCUGGGAGGCACACAGGAAUACUGCCAUGACAGCUGGAUCUCCCACCGCACUGCCAUCGAGGCGUUCGCCCUGAUGGUGAAGACCGUUGCACAGACCCUGCAAGCGUUUGGCACUGAGCUUGCAGAAACAGAGUUACCCAACGAUGCAGAGGCCACCAUCGACCUGCUGCACAAACACACGCUGAAGAAAAACACAAUGAAGGAGGACCUGAAGGUGGCGCUGUCUCAAGGAAGGCGUCUGUUGGCUUGUAUCAAUGAGCCUCUACAGACAGAUCCUGAAUACAACAUGACACAAGAUGAAAUGGAGAACCUGGCUACUGUUCAGAGACUUCUGGGUCAGCUGGAUGAAACGGAGACAGCAUUCGAUGAUUUCUGGGAACGUCACCACACUAAGCUGGAGCAGUGUUUGCAGCUCCGCCACUUUGAAAAGCACUUCCGUGAAGUGCGUCCCCAGCUUGAUGUGGUGUCCGAGCGUCUGGUGGGUUUCUCCGAAGUCAGCAUCAGUCCCGCCCAUGCAGAGCAUGUGCUGCGAGAGCUCAGCGGCCACGAGGACAAGGCUUGUGAGCUGAUGGAUCUCGCCCUGUCUCUGGCCAGCGAAGGGGACAGACUGAUAGAAAACUCUCACUAUGCCGAGGACUGCAUCAGGCCAAAGUGCAUCGAGCUGAGAGGAGUGUGUGAGGAGAUCGGCUCUACUCUGAGGAGCAAGAAGAACCUCUUGCUCAGAGCCAUGGAGCUGCACCACGCCCUGGAGAAGGCAUUCCAGUGGUGUGAGGAUGGCAUCUUCCUGUUGGCUAACCAGCCAGUGGACCGCUGUCAGUCUCAGGAUGGAGCUGAGGCGGCUCUGCAAGAACUGGAGCGAUACUUGGACACUGCAGCUGUUCACACCAUCACAGACCGCAGCGCCAUCUGCUGUCAGUACGAGGCUGUGCUCAAUCCUCAACUCGGGGACCGCAUAGAUAAAGUUUUCCAGAAGCAAAGUUCUGUCCAGGAGAUGUUUGAGAAGAGACGAGUUAGCCUGAAGAAACUUGCUGCCAAGCAAACUAGACCAGUCCAGCCAGUAGCACCGAGACCUGAGGUCAAGUCUCCGCUUUCCUCUCCCAAUCCAGAGAGAAAAGAGGGGAGAUACUCAGCAGAUGGUGCCCUCUGUAAAAAGGGGGAGUCUCCUGUACACAAUAGUUGCACAAGGCAUGCUUCCCUUUCAGAAGAAGAGGAAAACCUUGCAGUACUUCGUCGGCACGUGAUGAAUGAGCUGCUGGAGACAGAGAGGGCGUAUGUUGAGGAGCUUCUGUGCGUGCUGGAGGGUUAUGCAGCAGAGAUGGACAACCCCACCAUGGCUCACCUCAUCCCAAGCAACCUGCAGAGCAAGAAGGACAUCCUGUUUGGGAACAUGCCUGAAAUUUAUCAGUUUCAUAAGAGGACUUUCCUGAAGGAGCUUGAAGAGUACACAGACUUCCCAGAACUUGUAGGCCGGUGCUUUUUAGAACGGAUGAAAGACUUGCAGAUCUACGAGGCUUAUUGCCAGAAUAAACCUCGCUCAGAGAGCUUGUGGAGACAAUGCUCAGAUUGUGCCUUCUUCCAGGAGUGCCAGAAAAAGCUGGAACAUAAACUUGGUUUGGACUCCUACCUCCUCAAGCCUGUCCAGAGAAUUACAAAGUACCAGCUACUACUAAAAGAGUUGUUGAAGUACAGUAAGGGCUGUGAUGGUGCCAGUGACCUACAGGAAGCUCUGUCCUCCAUCCUGGGAAUCCUAAAAGCUGUCAAUGACUCCAUGCAUCUCAUUGCCAUCACAGGAUAUGAGGGUAACCUCUCAGACCUAGGUCGUCUGCUGAUGCAGGGCUCUUUCAGUGUCUGGACGGAGCAUAAAAAAGGUCACGCCAAGGUGAAGGACCUGGCCAGGUUCAAGCCCAUGCAGAGGCACCUGUUCCUGCACGAGAAGGCUCUGCUCUUCUGCAAAAGAAGGGAGGAGAACGGAGAGGGCUAUGAGAAGGCUCCAUCAUAUAGCUUCAAGCACUCACUAAGUAUGAGUGCAGUAGGCAUCACUGAGAAUGCUAAAGGAGACAACAAGAAGUUUGAGGUCUGGUGCAACUCCAGAGAAGAAGUGUUUAUUGUUCAGGCUGCGACUGCAGAGAUUAAAACGGCAUGGGUGAACGAGAUCCGUAAAGUUCUGACUCAGCAGCUCAAAGCCUGCAGGGAUGCCACUCAGCAGAAGAGCUCAGACUCAGUUUCUCCAAAUCCCACCAGCAAUAACACCUCCAUCUCUCUCAGCCCCUUUCGGAGCAGUGGCCAGAAGAACCAGAAGAAGCAGGAUGAGAAGAAGGCUGAGUCAACCCCGACCGUAGAGGCUAAUUCACCAAAACAUAAAGAUGAAGCUGUGACCAGCCCGACCACUGAUAGGUCCUCAGUGGCUAAAAAGCGUUUUACUUUGCAGGGUUUCAGCAACCUCAAGAGUCCCAAAGGCUCAGCUCUGAGUCCUGAGCACACCUCCAAACGCCACUCGGUCAAGAGCGACCCUACGCCAUUUGGGUUCAAAGAGCCGGCUGCACGCAGCACUCUGAGCAGAGUCAAAUGGAUGAGUACGUCUAAUCUGUUACAGAGCAAGCGGCAAGGCUGGAACAAGCCAUCUCUCUCCAUGGACGCCUCGGAGGAGAACGAUGGCUUCUCCAGUGGAGAGGACCCUAUGAACUCCGACACUGAGGAUGAAGUAGUGAAAAAGCUGGCUCCAGGAAAGUACACUGUGGUAGCAGACUGCGAGAAGGCAGGUCCUCAAGAGCUGUCUGUCAAAAGUGGAGACAUGGUCCAGCUAAUCAGAGAAGGAGAGGAGGGACAAUGGUUUGUGAAGAACCUUCGCAAUGGUAAAGAUGGCUGGGUGGCAGCUCCAAACCUCCUUAGCCUCAUCUCCGAGUCCAAAUCAUCUCAAUCACUCAGCAGCUCUGAUGGCAGCGUCUCUGGGAACCUAAGCACCUCUUCCAGCUGCAGCGAGACCUACACCAGCUUCUCCGACAUCAAACCCUGACCCAAGAUCCUAGCCCCAUUUCCGUCCCUCAAUCUUUAAGUUAUUUUCUACUUGCAUCAUGAAAUCUGCAGCCGACUAUGACAGGAGAUCAGAAUGUGUUUUUUCCAUUUUGUUUUAUUGACACAGGUACCUUUAAAGUUUUCUUGCACCUUACAAUUCUAAGUUUCACAGUCAUAUCAUGUGAGGCGUCAUCUCCUGUCAGGUCUGCUUUAAAAAUCCCAAAAGGCUUAAAAGCCUUCAUUUACUGGACAGGUGUUCAGUGCCAUAGCGUGAUUAUGUAGCAUCUAAACAAACAUUUUAAAGAAUAUCUGCUCUAAAUGCAAAACCACUGGAGUCACACCCGGCCCCUUCAAGUUGAGGACAUUGCAGAUUCUUCUUCAGAGUUUGCACAGAUGCUAUUGAACAGGUAUUUCUCCUAUUACAACAGCUUUUGUGUCGGGCAUUGAUCGUACACUGUGAAAAGUGGCGGGUGGCUGCAACUAGAAACAUGCUGGUGGCGCGUCCUGGGGUGAAAGUGGCCCCUGUUGUUCCUAGAACAUGAAAGAGGUCUUAAAGCCCCGUUGUGUGUCUGUUUGGCACAAAAAUACUGUGUUCCUCCCAUAUAUUUACUGAAUAAACAAAGAUUUAGAGGUCUUGAAACGUUAAUGUCACCAAUCGCUCCACAUCUUGCACUUCUCUACUUAAAUACUGGCAGCUUGGACAUCUAGAUUUGUUUUUGUUUUUUUCUUAUUUAUUUUAAAACGGGGCCUCCCCUCUGAGCCGCUCUUCAUUUUACAUCUCAGGAAAUCCUAGUGGUUGCUCUGUCAGGCAGGUGCAACUGCAUACCUGCACAUGUAGACUUUGUAUGCACAUUCCUGCCUGCUGGUUCAGAACAACUGUUACUGUAGCAGAAAUAUUAAAGGGGCAGGCCCAAGCCGAUUAAGUGGCUAUAUAAACCAUUUCCCAGCACUGUGUGACCAUGACCCUCAUCAACGCACGCUGAAAUGGUCAAACGGCAUCUGAAAUCUCAAUCAAAUGCAUUUCAGUUUGUUUUUCUGCCCCACCUGCACAAUAGAAACCUUUGUCCUUGGUCUUUGCUCCCAGCCCCAUUCAGGCAUGUGACAGUAGCCACUUUUUUUUUUUUUUUUUAUAAAUAAAGCCAGACCUGCUCUUCAUGUUUGAGGCAACAUUUGUGCUCACCCAACAUCUAACUGCGGCUGACCCCGUUAAGAAAUUAUGAAAAAGUGAGACUUUUUGUAGAGAUUACACAGAAAGAGGAACAUGUGCAGUUAUAAACACUGAAUCACACCCUCUCUCUAAGAGCAAACAUGAUUUUAUAUACCCCAUAUUUGUACUGUAUCCACAAGGUGCUGUAAAAUUCUCUCUUCCUUUAUUUUUAAUGCAGGGCGCUGUUGAACUUAGCUUAGCUCCACCCGUUUAUUGCUCAGAUUGGGCCUGACGUCUCUGUCAGUAAAGAGAAAGGAAGAAACAAUCCUGCAGGGCUUUUAGUUUCAAACUGUGUGCGGCUGGCUGGCCUUAUGUGUUCAUAAAUGUACCUCUUCUAUUGAUGUCACCUGUAUACCUCAUGCUGUUUUCCACAAGAGCACAUAUACUGUAAAGAAGAGUCUCUUUGUCUCAGCUUUUCACUCUUUGUGGCAUGUUCCUCACACCUCCCCCAUUUAAACCUAGAGAAAAUAUUUUUUACCUGGCACUGUUCAUACAUUAUGAGAGUUUAUUUUCUGCCCUCUUUAAGAAAGCUGACACGGGCACUAAACUUGUCAGGGUUUGAUCACGGUCACACCAUAAAGUUAAAUGAAUCAUUUGUACUUCUGAGUCUGAGGCUGGAAGAAAUGAGAAAUGGGGUUAUAUUUUGUACUUUUCUGUUUUAUGCAGCACAUUGCGGCAACCACUGUCUUAAUUUUCUGAUGGUAUAUCUACUGUGUAUGAUGGUGAAAUAAAAAUGUUAUAAUGAGACAUAUAUGUAUAUUUGUAAAUAUGUAUUCUGACUUGUAUGUACAAUUAAAGCAGCUUUAAUAAAGUCUGAGAUUGUUUCCUCAA